Molecule: messenger RNA, 591 nt
Organism: Acanthosepion pharaonis
Lineage: Eukaryota; Metazoa; Mollusca; Cephalopoda; Sepiida; Sepiidae
Source: the annotation of a GenBank genome assembly
AUGACACCACCCGACAUCUAUCUAUCUAUCUAUCUAUCUAUCUAUCUAUCUAUCUAUCUAUCUAUCUAUCUAUCACCCUCCUCUCUCAAUCUCUCUCUCUCUCAAUCUCUCUCUCUCCCUCUCUCUCUCUCUCUAUAUAUAUAUAUAUAUAUAUAUACAGGUCUUGUAUCUCUUUUUUGCAUUUCUUUUCUAAACCAUCUUCGUUUCUUCAUGUCUUCCUACAUUUUACCUCUUUUAUGUUUUUUCCUCCAUAUGUACUUUUGUUUGUCUUCUUCUUCUUCUUCCCUUAAUUCUCAUCGGCCGCCCUGUUUUCUCUCUUUCUUUCUUGUAUUCUCUAUCUAUCUAUCUAUCUAUCUAUCUAUCUAUCUAUCUAUCAGCAAAAAGAUUGAAAGAGACACAGAAAAUCAUAUCAGAGUGAGACUUACAGGAAAAUGUAAUAAUAAUAAUAAUAAUAAUAUCUAUCUAUCUAUCUAUCUAUCUAUCUAUCUAUCUAUCUAUCAGCAAAAAGGAAAAUGUAAUAAUAAUAAUAAUAAUAAUAUCUAUCUAUCUAUCUAUCUAUCUAUCUAUCUAUGUAAGCUGAGUUUAGUCUGA